Messenger RNA from Phalaenopsis equestris, 369 nucleotides. RefSeq lists its product as uncharacterized. Gene Ontology annotation, cellular component: anaphase-promoting complex. NCBI's taxonomy places the organism in Eukaryota, Viridiplantae, Streptophyta, Magnoliopsida, Asparagales, Orchidaceae. The coding region runs from base 106 to 354 and encodes 82 amino acids. The transcript is spliced from 3 exons. The record is from RefSeq and is a predicted model, not a curated record. Gene Ontology annotation, biological process: protein K11-linked ubiquitination.
CUUGAACUCGGUGGAUGAAGCGCGAGUCACUCGUUUACAACCCUUGUCAUCUCUUUUCAGCUCCAUACUUCAGCAGAGACACAAUCGGAAUAGAUUUUAAGCGAGAUGGCAGAUGCAGCAGAGCUUUUGAGCCCCGGCAUUCUAAUUGAUAUCGUCGACGAUGAAUGGACGAGGGAAACCCUACCCAAAGAUGAUGUUCCUCUCCCAUCCGGAAUGGCCCCUCGAAUUGAUGAUGCUGGGGAUUCAACAGGUAUAAUGGGAAAUUUGAGGAAGUUUUUAUACCAAAAGAGAGCUUGUCAUCCUCUAAAUAUCCAUUCUUCAGGACCAACUUUGUGGCAUCAACUGCUGGUGUAAUUUCUUCUCCAAACA